AUGAACCACCCAUACCCUACGGCCGUACCGCCGGCAGUCCCCAAUGCUCAAUUUCGGCGUAGGGACGACCCUAGAAUGUACCAGGCAGCUGCUGCGGCGUACUAUUAUCCGCAACAAUUUCAUCCUCAAGCCCAUACACCGCCACCUCCCCCGGUGAUUGUAAGGUCGCCGCACCCACACCAGGUCACAAAACCCCCGCCUCCGCCUCCACCACCACCUCCGCCGCCAGCCCCAGUUGUAACGAGUCUGGUGGUGGUGAAGGCCGCAACCCCACCACCGCCUCCCCCACCAGUUGUGAGGACUCAAUAUCAACCUCAACUACCAUGGUACUCUGCCCCGGACGAACCUUUCCCGCGUAGACGUCGGCGAAGAAAGGCCCCCGCUCUUCCUACUCAGGUGUCUGCCCCAGCAGAGCCCGUUCCCGUAGCGGAGGAGACUGUACCUAUUGCACCGGAAGUUUCUACUCUUGAUAUAGCGCAAGCUCCCUCUACUGUUUCAGACAUUCAAACGCCUACUACCACAUGCCCACCUUCUGAAGCCGGCUCAACAAUUGCCUCGACACCCAUAUCUACUGCUCUACCAGCUACAGCUUUUGUUCCGGCCACUACACCUGCAUCCGUACCUGCACCUGCGCCUACCCCUGCCCCUGCCCCUGCUGCCAUUGUACAGAAGCCUGUUCCUGCAGUACCCGCAGUUCCUAUACCUGCGCUACCCGCGGUGCCAAUUAUCAAGGCCAAAGCCAAGUCCGCUCCUAAAUCGCAAACGGAACCGGCUAAGCUUGUGACCAUCAGUCCCUUGGAAUCCAGCACGGCCCCCAAGGAUGCAAGUGUUAAAGAAUCAGCUCCGAAGGAUGUAACUCCUAAGGAUGUAACAUCUAAAGAUGUAACUCCUAAGGAUGUAACUCCUAAGGAUGUAGCCCCUAAGGAUGUAGCCCCUAAAGAUCCAGCUCAUAAGGAUGCAACUCCAGUGACACCAGCACUGCCAGCUGCUGUAAGGAAUGCUGUUGCGUCUGCAGGUAUUGCAGGGGCAAAGGUUGAGCAGCAACGCGCGGUUGUCAUAAAAGGAAAUGGGAUUGUAACAAAUUCACUAUCGGAUAUUUUGAUUAACUUCACGAUUCCGAGUGAGAAGAAUGUUACUAGCCCAUUCUUGGAACCUAGGGGAUUAGUCAAUACCGGUAAUAUGUGCUUUAUGAAUGCUGUUUUGCAAAUGCUGGUGUUUUGCGGACCUUUUUACUACUUCUUAGACCACCUUUCAAAACAAGUCGCGCACAGCUUUAAAACGGAUACGCCUUUGAUUGAUGCAAUGAUCAUGUUCAUGCGUGAAUUCCGCGUUAUUAGCCCUUCAGCUGCCCAAUCACAGCCUUCGACACUCAAGGCUCAGGAUUUUGAAGCUUUUGGUGAGCCCUUUGUCCCUGAAUUCCUAUACGAGGUUAUACGGAGUAUGCAGAGCUUCGCACAUAUGAAGCGGGGCCACCAACAAGAUGCCGAAGAAUUUCUAGGAUUUCUUCUAGAUGGUCUACAUGAGGAGGCCAUCAAAGUUAUGUCGAAAUCCCAGCCCAGCGGUACUUCCACCCCUACUCAGAAUGGUACUUCGACUCCCACAGAAGAAUCCUUGGAAUCGGGCUGGAUGGAAGUAGGCCAUAAACAGAGGACCUUGACUACUCGUACCACAGAGAUAAUCGAAUCUCCAAUCACCAAGAUCUUUGGUGGUAAGCUUCGAAGCGAGUUCAAGGUACCGGGGUUGAAGACCAGUGUUACACUCGAACCUUACACACCCUUGCAACUCGAUAUUCAGAGUCCAGAUGUUAGGAGUGUUACAGAUGCGCUAAGACACAUGGCCGUAGUUGAAAAAUUACAAGGAGAUUACAACCCUGCAAAAGGCCCUAAUGUUACAGCUACUAAACAAGUUCUCAUCGAGACCUUGCCGCCGGUCUUAAUACUGCAACUAAAGAGAUUCCAGUACGACAACACAAGCGGCGUUCAGAAGAUUUGGAAAAGGAUUGGGUACCCCCUUGUUCUUGAAAUUCCACCAGAAGCCAUGAGCCAUAACAAACGUACUGGACCACCGCAAAAGUACCGAUUGAUUGGUGUCGUCUACCAUCACGGUAAGAGUGCGAGUGGAGGACACUACACGGUUGAUGUCCAGAGGCAAGAUGCAAAGAGCUGGAUUAGACUUGACGACACAGUCAUUAAGAGAGUUGGUAGUGAUGAGGUUAGGAUUGACGUAAAGGUGGAAGAGGAGGGUGAAGAGGAUGGUUGGGUGAAUGCUGCGUGGGAAGCAGUGAACGGUGCAAAUGGUAAAGGCACGGGAGAGGGUGCGAAAUGGGUCGGUGAAGGCGGAAAAGUGGCGUAUAUCUUGUUUUAUCAAAAGUUUUAG
Molecule: messenger RNA, 2376 nt
Organism: Morchella importuna
Lineage: Eukaryota; Fungi; Ascomycota; Pezizomycetes; Pezizales; Morchellaceae
Exons: 6
Coding region: 1-2376 (791 amino acids)
Biological process (GO): protein deubiquitination
Cellular component (GO): cytosol; nucleus
Molecular function (GO): cysteine-type deubiquitinase activity; cysteine-type endopeptidase activity
Source: RefSeq, a predicted model, not a curated record